AUGAUUUCACAAUACAUAUAAAUAAGUCGUUUAAAUAGUCCAACGACUCAUUGCUAUUAAGUCGUUCGAAUAAUUGAAACCUAGACUUCGUUUCUUCUAAUAAGAUUUCGUUUCGGCUUUUUAGAAAUACGUCAUAUUUGAAAGAUCAAGAGUAAAGUAUGCCUAGAAACAGAAAAGAAUUAGAAGUGAGGUUUAUACGAUACACACAAGAUGUACUUGAUGAUACAUUCGAUGACGGUACACGUUUAAGCGACACAUUAGAUGGUCUACGAAAUAAACGAUACAAAAUAAACGAUAAAAUACCAAAAAUAACAGUAGUAAAGAAGGAUGAAAUUUAUUUUUGCAAAGACAACAGAGAACUGUGGGUGUUGAAAGGGUUUGCAGCUUUCUUGGAGGAAACUGAAAAUGUUUUGUUAAAGGUACCUGUACAAUUUGGAAAAUUAGAAAAUUUGAAAAUGACAACUACAACAGAGGGCGAGGAUGUCAGGUUACGUCAUAAAGGGUCUACUGAAGAAUUCAAUAAUAUCAAAUCCGUAGAGCUGUCGACAAUUCGUUACAGCGCUGAUAAAAUUUAUGGAUUUUCCCGAUCAGGUGAAGAUGAAUUAAAAAUCUUCUUAUCCAAACACCGCGACCCUAGUAAAUUACCAGUGUUGGAUGUUGUCAAAAGAAAGGGAAAAUUGUAUGCUUUACAUAAUAUUCAACUGUGGCUAGUGAAGCACUGGUUUCAGAUGAAACAUGGUGGCGUGAAUGAUGAAGGGAAACAACAUUCUCCUAAUAUCGAUGAAAGUACUGAUAGUCCAAACAUUGAAAGUGAUAUCGACAGCCAGGGCCUUGAAGGUGCCGUUGCAAUUGAUGACACGGAUCGUGCAAAUGUAGAAACAAAAUUAUUCACAGAUAAACAAGAAGAAGAAUUUCACGACGAUGUUGUUAUAGUGGAUAUGAAACCGUAUGAUAAAUAUCCCGAAAAUACCGCUCUUGAAAACGAAGGCCUAUCUAUAAAAUUGGUACUGGAAUCGAAACCAAACAAAAGCUCACAUCCUAAAUACAGACAACUUACAAGACAGAGUGCAUCGAACGAUCGGAGGAGUGUAAGAGAAUACGGAGACGCAUGCAAAUCAAAGCAGAGAAGGCGCUGAAUUUGUUUGGGUCUCAGAAUGUCAGAAAGGUGAAGGUUGUGAGAUUAUAAAACAAUUUGUUUUUGUAUAGUGCCACCAAUGCUUUCAAACGUUUUAAUUGUAGUAGAUUGGCAAUAAGACUAAUUGCAACACUGAUAUUCGAUCCAAUGUUUAUUUGACUUGAACAAUUUGAAAAAAAAAAUGACUUGUUGUAAUUGGGAUUUGAACUCCAGACCUCUCGCUUCCUAAGCGAGUGCGCAAACCCCUCGGCUACGGUGAAUUUAAAUGUUAACGGCCUGAAGAAAACCAUAUUAUUCUAUUCAGGGUUUGUAACGACGCUAACUGUUGUUUAACACUUGUGUAAAUAAUCAUGGCGCUUACUAUAAGCAUGAAUAAAACAAUAUUAGAAAUAUUCGACCAUUCAGGAAUAUUUUGCUUGAAAAUUAAUCCGCCUGUUAUGUGACCAUAUUUACGCAGUGAUCUCCCCUAAAUUUUUCAGCCUAAGUGUUACAUAUAAAGGGAAGUAACCGCUUCAAAAAAGCUGACUACUUACGGCACUUGCAAUUAACAGCAUUAGAGUCUGAAAUUUCGCUACCAUUAUUUGUUUGGUCUGACGACCCAAACAAAUAAAAACAACCGAUCGGAACAAUAAAAAGUAAAGAAUUACAAAGGAUAGUUUAAUGAAGCUUUUUACUAACUAUACACCGUAUUGUGAUGUUCAAUGAUAAAUUCAAGAUGAUGUUUUGGUUUAUCUGAAAACUAUGAAAAUUAUAUGUUUCAAGAUAUAUCAAACGCUACAUUGCAUUGGAUUCGUCUAUUGUGUCAGCCAUCGAAUAUCUUAUUUAAUCAUUUACUGAAUAUACUGUCGCAGUUGAACAACAUCAAUUUAUUUUUAAUUCAUUGGCCAUAUUACUGCACCAUCUUUUGCUUCUGUUGCUUUUUUUGCAAUAAGUAUAUAUUUAGUGAAUACUAUGUGUGAUAAGCAUCUUUCAUGCUCUAAAACCAUAAUCAUUAUAAAACUAAUGUUGCCCCUUAGAAGGAAAAACAUUGUCGUUUCUGAGGAAUAAUUAAUGUGCCUUGAUGGAAAUUGAGAUUGUCUUUGGGUGCACACUCGUGUAUGUAUGACAGCUUUAUAUUUGUAAUCAAAUGAAUUAUCAAUGAACUUAGUAAACGGCAUAUGUAGGUCGUACUAUUUCAUUUAAUUUCUUUUUGUAAAGAGAAUUAGUUAGCUUUAUAUAAGUGAAAUACACGUAAAAACAAAUUAUUGACUUCUUCUCAUAAAUUAUUGAGUAUUUAUCAUCUUUUAAUGGACCAUUUUGAAUUACCUUUUUUCUGUAAAUCAUUGUUGCAUUUAUACAGAAUAGCGAUACAAAAGUGAAAUAGCUGCAUGAUCUCUUGCAUUCUAAAACAUCAACGAUAUAAAAACAAUCCCAGGUUUUUGUAUAAUAUUGUUGCUUUGAAGUCAAGAUGGUUGAAUUACAUUAUAAGAUGGUAAAAAGGAUAAAUAGGUGAGGUCACACACACAUCCUUGAAUUCAGCAACAUACGAGUAGAUUAUCAAAGAUGCUGAACACUAUCAGGACAGUGAGAGACAUUGAAACUUCAAGUCGUAAAUUUUAGUCGUUAUAUAAAUGUUUGUUAUUAGUGAGAGUGAA
This is a messenger RNA of Ruditapes philippinarum (Manila clam), 2769 nucleotides long. RefSeq lists its product as uncharacterized. The record is from RefSeq and is a predicted model, not a curated record. Bases 159 to 1136 code for a protein of 325 amino acids. NCBI's taxonomy places the organism in Eukaryota, Metazoa, Mollusca, Bivalvia, Venerida, Veneridae. The transcript is spliced from 2 exons.